GCUAUGGUAGCCCCUCUUCGAACAAUGGCGGCCGCCUCAUCGUCAUCAUCAUCAUCAGUCAGGCCCGCUCUGAGCAGUCUCGGCCGCCGCCACCUGGCCACGCCCGUCUCUUCUGGCUCUCGGUCGUCUGCCCAUCGCAUCCUCGUCAUCGGCGGUGGAGCAGCCGGUCAAGCAAUCUCACACCAGCUGCUGCGAAGUGGCGCUUUCCCCAACAAGCAUGACAUUGCCAUCGUCGACCCAAAGACGACGCACGACUACCAGCCUGGUUGGACAUUGGUGGGCGGCGGCCUGAAGAAGAAGGAGGACCUUCGCAGACCAAUGGCAGAUUUGGCUCAAGAGAAGGAAGGACUGGGUCUAUACAAUGACGCAGUCGAGUCCUUUGACCCGGACAACAACUGCGUCAAGACCCGUGAUGGCCGCACAUUGUCCUACGAGCAUCUCAUCGUCGCACCCGGCUUGCGCCUCAUGCCUGAGAAGGUCUCGGGCCUCUCUGAAGCCAUGCGAGACAUGGAUGCCAAGGUAGCAAGCAUUUACGACUACGAUUCCUGCGACCGUGUCUGGGACCUCGUUCAACAACAUCGCUCAGGCCCAGCCAUCUUCACUCAGCCCCCUCAACCACACAAGUGCGCCGGCGCACCCCAAAAGAUCAUGUGGCUUGCCCUUGAUCAUUGGAAAUCGCAGGGCCUCAGCCGAUCUGAUAUCCCCAUCACGUAUGCCACGGCCCUUCCGGCCAUGUUUGGCGUACCAAAAUAUGCGGCCACUCUCGAGGCACUGCGAAAGGAGCGCGACGUCGAGGGCCUCUUUGGUCACAAUCUUGUAGCGGUCAACGGGUCAACAGCCACCUUCGCAAAAGGAGAGGAAAAGGUCACCCGUCCCUUCUCACUCCUCCACGCCGUCCCACCUCAAGGCCCUCACGACUUCAUUCGCUCCUCUCCUCUCGCAAACCCCACCUCCGGCUUCGUAGACGUUGACGACAAGACACUCCGACAUGUCAAGUACAGCAACGUCUGGUCUGCUGGUGACUCGAGCUCACUACCGACGAGCAAGACGGCAGCAGCAGUCACUUCUCAGGCCCCGAUUCUCGUCAACAAUCUCCUAUCCUCUCUCGCAGGCACCUCCGAUGCGCCACAAGAGUACGACGGUUACACCUCCUGCCCAAUCCCAACCGAAUACGGAAAGCUCGUUCUCUGCGAGUUUGCUUACAACGGCGUGCCUAAGGAGUCCUUUGGCCCCACUUUGGGCAUCGAUCAGGCUCAACCCAGCCGUGCCUUUUACUACCUCAAGCGCGACUUCUUCCCUUGGGUCUACUUCAAUGCUAUGGUCAAGGGGACUUGGGCGGGCCCCAACGGUUGGUUGAGCGCGCCCAAGUGGAAGGGAGCUGCGCCCAGCGUAGGUGGCGGCCAGGCCAGGGCCUUCUCAAGCGUAGUGGGAAAGAUGGGCGGCUCAAACGGUGCUGCAGGACGUCGCGGCUUCGCCACGUCAGCCCGCGCUGCGCGUGAUCAACCAUCACGUCGCCCUCGUGACCCCCUCGAGCGCGACUCGACGGCAGUGCGCUACGCCCUUCCCGGCGGUGAGACGCUCAUUGUCCGUCCUGCGCCGUCCAGCGGUGGUGGCUCAAGCACCGGGAGCAGCGCGACGACGACUACGACGGCGGACCCUGCGAAGAUCCUGGUCGAGGAGGCGAACAGCGAGGCGUACCUUCCCCCAGCUCUUCGCCCGCGAACCGCACGCAAGCAGCAAGCCCGCUUCAACUCUACCACCCCGCGUCGAACGGACCUUUCUCCUUCUGAGAUUGCUGAGAUUCAAGCCCUUCGCCGCGAAGGGGGCGCCUCCGUGCCUGACAUUGCGCGGAAGUUCAACUGCUCCGAGGUGUUUGUAAGGAUCGUUGCGCCUGCGGGAGCUGAGGCGAAGAGGGAGGCUCAGAGGGGGAUGGAGCGGGUCAGAAGGGGUGAAGAGGGGAGCACGAGGUUUGGUGAUCUGCUGAGGAGAGAGGCAAGGAGGGCUAGGAGGGAGAUGUGGUAGAUGGCAGGGAGCGAGAUGCUGAUGAGCACGAACGCACGGCACGCACGCACACACUCAAACACAGCUCCAAAGAUAGCUUUGCUCUGGAUUGUCACGAUGAACAGUUGAUCGAUGCCAAACAAUCAAUCGACAUCCAUAUCGCCUCGCU
Jaminaea rosea is the source of this 2170-nucleotide messenger RNA. RefSeq names its product FAD/NAD(P)-binding domain-containing protein. The coding region runs from base 25 to 2022 and encodes 665 amino acids. Gene Ontology annotation, molecular function: FAD binding; sulfide:quinone oxidoreductase activity. The transcript has a single exon. NCBI's taxonomy places the organism in Eukaryota, Fungi, Basidiomycota, Exobasidiomycetes, Microstromatales. Gene Ontology annotation, cellular component: mitochondrion. The record is from RefSeq and is a predicted model, not a curated record.